GACAUCAGCAGACUCCAUCAACAUGUCCUUCUCCAGCAGCAGCUUCAGAUCCUCCUCAGGUGGAUCCAUGAGGGGCUCAUCUAUGGGAUCCUCAUGUAGGUCCAUGUCUGGAGGUGGUGGCAUGUCCAUGUCUGGUGGUGGCAGCCGCAUCAGUGGCAGCGUGUACGGGGGUGCUGGUGGCUCUGGGGUGCGCAUCUCCAGUGCCAAAGCCUCCAAGUCCUUCUCUGCUGGUGGUGCUGGCUUUGGUGGAGGCUCCAGCUUCAGUAUGUCUGGUGGAGGAAGUGACAGCCAUGUCAUCGGCAACGAGAAGUUCUGCAUGCAGAACCUGAACGACCGUCUGGCCACCUACCUGGCCAAAGUCCACACCCUGGAGAAGGCCAACGCUGAGCUGGAGCUGAAGAUCCGCCAGUUCCUCGAGGCCAAGACCUCCCCCACUGCUCGCGACUAUGGUUCAUCCCAUGUCAUCAUCAGUGACCUCCAAUCCAAGAUACAGGAAGCCAUCCGUAUGAAUGGUGCAGUCCAUCUCAGCAUUGACAAUGCCAGGCUUACCUCUGAAGACUUCAAAAUGAAGUAUGAGAUCGAGCUGUCCAUGCGUCAGUCAGUGGAAGCAGACAUCGCUGGGCUGAGGAGAGUUCUGGAAGAGCUGAAUAUGUCCAAGAAGGACCUGAGCAUGCAGAUCGAGGGGCUGAGAGAGGAGUUGGUCUUCCUCAAGAAAAACCAUGAGGAGGAGCUGUUGUCCAUGCGUGCCCAGAUGAGCGGCCAGGUCCAUGUGGAGGUGGACGCUGCACCACAGGAAGACCUCAGCAAAGUCAUGGCUGAGAUUCGCGAACACUACGAGGCUGUCGCUGCCAAGAGCAACAGAGAUCUGGAGGGCUGGUUCCACGCCAAGACUGAGGCGCUGAACAAGGAGGUCGCAAUUAGCACAGAAGUUAUCCAAACGUCCAGAUCUGAAAUUUCAGAAGUCAAACGCACACUGCAGAGUCUUGAAAUCGAACUUCAAUCACAUAUGAGCAUGAAAUCAUCCAUGGAAAAUACCCUUGCAGAGACAAAGAACCGUUUCUCCAUGCAGCUGUCGGGUUAUCAGAUGCAGGUGACCAGCUUGGAGGAACAGUUGGUAAAUCUCAGGGCUGACUUGGAACGCCAGGGCCAGGAAUACAAGAUGCUGCUGGACAUCAAGACCAGGCUGGAGAUGGAAAUCGCUGAGUACAGGAGACUGCUGGACGGAGAGAUGACAAGCAGUGUUUUCUGUUUGGUCCACAGUGUCUCCUCCUCCUCCUCCUCCUCCUCCACCAGCACCAGGAAGGUCAUCACUGUGAUAGAAGAGGUGGUGGAUGGGAAAGUGGUCUCCUCCACCCAAUCCUCAGCUUCUUCAUAUGCACGCCACUGAUGCAGUACAUGAGUGUACUGAGGGAAAUACAACAACUGAUUAUCUGACCCACUAAACAUCCAGUGCACAUCUGGA
Molecule: messenger RNA, 1462 nt
Organism: Coregonus clupeaformis (lake whitefish)
Lineage: Eukaryota; Metazoa; Chordata; Actinopteri; Salmoniformes; Salmonidae
Product: keratin, type I cytoskeletal 13-like
Exons: 7
Coding region: 23-1387 (454 amino acids)
Molecular function (GO): structural molecule activity
Source: RefSeq, a predicted model, not a curated record